Paraglomus brasilianum is the source of this 398-nucleotide messenger RNA. NCBI's taxonomy places the organism in Eukaryota, Fungi, Glomeromycota, Glomeromycetes, Paraglomerales, Paraglomeraceae. The record is from the annotation of a GenBank genome assembly.
UUUCCGGCACCGCAAUGCACGGAAUGAUUUGUCUCUGGGAUAUUCGCCACGCCAAUAAUUUCUCCAUCUCUCCAAAUCCAGGUUCUCUCAAGUGCAAACGAGUGGCUGAUGGCUGGACCGCCUAUCUCGGACGCAACCAGAGCUCCUCACCUAUCUAUUCUCUCCAACUUGAUCAUUCUAAAAUAUAUGUCGCUUUGGCGAAUCAAACUUGGAUAAUGGACUUUGGUGGGAAGACUUCCGAGAGUAAACGUAUCGAAAAGAUAAAACAUAUUGCAAGACGUACGAAUAGGAGAAGUUGGCGUAAUAGAGGUGUAAUGGCAGGAACGAAUGCGAGGGAGACGAAGGAAUCAACUCUGUUUUAUCUACACGAUAAUUGGUCUGAAAUAUAUGAAUUGUAG